Elaeis guineensis (African oil palm) is the source of this 1361-nucleotide messenger RNA. Its product is annotated as glucuronoxylan 4-O-methyltransferase 3. Gene Ontology annotation, biological process: xylan biosynthetic process. NCBI's taxonomy places the organism in Eukaryota, Viridiplantae, Streptophyta, Magnoliopsida, Arecales, Arecaceae. The record is from RefSeq and is a predicted model, not a curated record.
CCCUCCAUCCUCCCCAAUGCAAAGAGAAAUAUAACUCACCAUCCAUGGCCAAGGCUUUCCAGCUUUCAUCCUUUUCCAUGCAUCUCUUCCAUUAGAAUCAUCAAGCAACUUAUUUCAUCAAUCCGAGCUUAAUAUAUAGGCAUCAAGACCAAAGUCUCUUGUCACCUAUCCAAAAUUCCCAAACGAAUCAGCUCCUCAUCAUUUCAUCUCCCAUUCUUUCCACCCACAUCAAGUAGCUAGCCAGACUCUCAUUCAAUAGAAAACAUGAAGCCAAAGUUCCCAAAAUUUCCCAAGCUAAAGCUCCUCUUCCUAGGCUGCUUCUUACUCUUUCUCAUCCUGAUCCUUUUGCUAAGAUCAAAAUCAUCUUUUUCAGUUCCACAAAGCACCUCACAAAAUAACCAAAUUAGCCCAUCAAAAGCACUUCCAACACCUUCAUGCACAAAGAUUCCACACUCCCUAGCAAACACCAUCAUCCACCAUGCAGCCUCAAACAUGACACCCCAACAAACCUUCAAUGAGAUAUCUGUAACAGCUAGAGUCCUGGAAAAGAAGUCACCAUGCAACUUCCUAGUCUUUGGCCUUGGCCAUGACAGCCCAAUGUGGAGUGCACUCAACCAUGGAGGCCGCACCGUCUUCCUCGAGGAAGACAAGGCAUGGAUGGAGACCGUCCGACAGAAGUUCCCGACAUUGGAAUCAUACCAUGCGACAUACGACACCAAGGUGAGUCAGGCAGAUCACCUCUUGAAGUUAAGGAGACAGCCAGAUUGUACAGCAGUAAGCGACAUGAGAUUCUCCAAGUGUCAAUUGGCAUUGAAGAGCCUACCAAUUGUGUUCUAUGAGGUGGAGUGGGACUUGAUCAUGGUGGAUGCGCCGACCGGGUGGAUCCCGGAGGCACCAGGGAGGAUGGGAGCAAUAUACACUGCAGGGAUGGCGGCGCGGGCGAGGAGCAAGGGAGAGACUGAUGUCUUUGUGCAUGAUGUGGAUAGAGUUGUGGAGGAUAAAUUCUCAAAGACUUUCUUGUGUGAGGGGUACUUGAAAGAGCAGGAGGGAAGGCUGAGGCGUUUCACCAUUCCCAGCCACAGGACGAGCUUGGGAAUGCCUUUCUGUCCCUGAUGGAGGAAGGAGUUUGCCACGUAGGAAGAGAUCUUGUUGCUAUUCUUUAUGGGCUUAUUCGGCAUUGUUGUUAAAGGGUACGGUGCUAUUUGGAUCUUGAUGGAAAGAUCUAUUAUUAUCAUUAUUAUGGAUUUUGUUACAUUUUUUUAAAUAGAUGAGAUUGGUGUAUGCUAGAGGCUUAUUCCACUUAUUGUUUGCUUCCAUGUUAUCCAUUUCUUAGAGAUUAAAUGUUGUUGGUUCCAAUCCUU